Bradysia coprophila is the source of this 7253-nucleotide messenger RNA. Its product is annotated as small subunit processome component 20 homolog. Lineage: Eukaryota; Metazoa; Arthropoda; Insecta; Diptera; Sciaridae. The record is from RefSeq and is a predicted model, not a curated record. Gene Ontology annotation, cellular component: small-subunit processome; 90S preribosome; nucleolus.
AUGUGUUACUGGAAUUGUCCGAAACGAAACAAGCAAUCAAUUUCCCGUAACGGCAAAUGCCUAUGCCGAUUGAAUGAAGUAAUCGAAAGACUACUGACGCUCUGUGAUGCGGACAUUUCGAACGAAACGCUGUUGCAAGUCGCUCAAAUUGUGGCUGUGAUUUUGCUAUCUUCAAAUUUAACCAUUACUCAACUGGAUUCCAGCAGACUAGCCAAGAAGAUACUGGGCACAUCGGAGAAAAAUAUUUUCGAACAUUUUGUCUGGGCAUUGGUGGAGUGGUCACAGUUUGAGGUACUUAUUUUGCCGGAGUAUUUGAAAUAUUUCGAAAAGCAUUUCGAGAGCGAAGCGAGUUCUUUUGAUUUGAUGGCCAAGAUUAUUUUGGAAAAAUCACCGCUUUGCCAUGAUGGCAUCAGUUUGGAUAACUGGAAAAUUUAUCGAAUCAGUUUCAAAUCUGAGGAUACUGUCAGACGAAUAGAAAAUAUCAUCAGCAGUGCUGAUCAAUCGGAAACUUUUAUGCUGAGCUUAAUAUUGUAUCCACAUAUUACCGGAAAGGACGUUGAAGAACCAGUUAAGUCCCUUAAGCUAAGAGUGGAAAAACUACUGAACGAAAUUCAAGACUACAAUACAUUGGAAGCGGAGCCGUCUAACUGGACAAGCCUACAAAAUGCAUUCUAUGAACUAUCAACAAUUAUCGAAACUCUUAUUCAUCUCAACCAAUCAGAGAUAGUGGACUUACACGAAGUAACAUCGAAACUUCUUCGAUAUUGCACCGAUGCAAAAUUUACGCCAACACUCCGAAUAUUGGAUCAAGUCUUAGUCGUUCAACCGGUCGAUAAACUGAAUUUUGCAUUAUUUCAAACGAUCCACGACAAACUGGAACUCAAUCUAUCAUCACAGUCGCAUGAGGUUCGUUUGUUAACAGCCCAUAUUUUUCAAAACUUUUCGAACCUGCCAGAGCUUCAACAACCGAAAGAAUCGAUCUUCGAGAUUAUCUACAAAUGUGAAAAUGUGGUUUCCACCGUACAAACGUAUCGUGACCAACUGAUGAAUUUGCAGAAAUUAAGCGCCACUAUGGAACUGUUUCGCGGAAUGAGUGGAACAUUGUGUCGUUUGGAUCCGUUGAGGUACUUGUUGGGCGUAUAUCACAUCAACUUUAACCUUCUGUGGAAACCUGUGUCGAAGCUGAUAGGCGAAUACUCCACCAAACUGCCAAUAACAGAAUUCUGGCCAAUAUUUCGAGAAAAGUUAAAUUCAACAACUGUAAACAUUCGGAAUCCCAUUGUUGAUUCAGAGUUGUCGAUCAGCGCGGACUUCAAAUCUUCUGCUCUGCAUGAGCAGUUUGAUAAAAUGUGGACAGCUAGUGACCGAACAGACUACGUUAAUUAUCGAAUUCUUCUUUGGCGUAUGAUGGCUGAUUGUGGCCAAUUGGUUGAAACGAAAAAUCGUGAAAUUGUGGAAAUAUUUUUGGAUUUCAUCGACACUGAGUACAAUCGAGAGAAUGAUUCUGGUGUUUGGAAUCUGAUGUCGCAGAGCGAAGUGGAUGUCGAUAUGGUUGACGACGAAAAAAUUGAUAACGAAACCAAAGACGAUGCUAGAAAAGACAAGACUAAAAAGGUCUCGUCCACGGCAUUCCGUUCGUUUUUGCCAAUGAUGUCCGUUUUUACAAAACUGGUGAAUCCGAAACAACUUUACAGAGAAAAGGACAUGUAUGAACUGUAUAUGAACUUACUGUCCCAUUGGAAUUCAAGUGUUCAGAAAAUUGCAUUAGACUGUUUAAUGGCCUACAAGCACGCAUACCUCAUUCCAUACAAAGAGCAACUGUACGGGAUAAUUGAUGAAAAAACAUUUAAGAAAACGAUGACUUCAUUCAAAUUGGCCAAGGAUGAGUCGGUUGUUGUUGAACAGCAUCGAAAGGAUUUAAUGCCGAUUCUAAUGCGAAUUUUGUACAGUAAAUUGACAACUAAAGCACCGAAAGGACAAGGACAGGAGAGAAAGUCACUGAUCCUACGAACACUUGGUGGCUGUGAUGAAAACGAAAUUCUUUUGAUCCUGCACAUGGCCUUUAAAGUGUACGACCGCUUUUUGUCAGAUGAUCCCCAUACAAUGGUUACGUCCAUAUUGAGCAAGAUCGAUUUCACGUCGGUAAUAUCAGCUAAGAAAAUGACGAGCACCCUGAAUUUCAUAGAAAUUGUUCGAGAAGAAAUUGCCGGUUCCAAAAGUCCUCAAUUUCUGAGAUACCUACUGAAAAUAGUGAUGUCAAUUGGCGCCAUCGUGAAUCAUAUCAUCGAUAAAGGUCAACAGAUACAUCCAUCGUUCCUAAAAAUGUACAAAGCAAUUCGAAUUGCUUGCUUGAAAAGUGUGACCAACUGUUUCUGCCAUUUCGAAUCGUAUCCGUGGGACUCAGCGGAAAUCGAAUCAAUAUUCCACGUGCUUAUUACGCCAUCACUACACAAACUGACGAUGGAAAGCCUUCAAAGUCCGACGCAGCUUCUACGGCUACUCCACACAUUCGGCAAAAAUCCUCGGUAUUUCACCAUGUUAACAAAACAGCCACGAAAUGCAGCAGACGAUCAGACUCCGAUCAAAUAUCUUUUCGAUUUGCUGCUGAAUCCGCAAAGCAAACCAAUUGUUUGUCGCACCAUAAUGGAAAUAAUUGAAAGUUUGGUGACACUCAGCGACGAGCAACCGAACGAAAAUGAGAAGGUUGUUCCACCGAUUCCAGUCGACAACUGCAAGACACACGAUUCAACACGGUUAAAAAUCAACUAUGGCAGUGCGAUAAUCAUACCUUUUCUACCGAAAUUGUUGGAGAAAUUCCAAAUCAACUUAAAGAAGCGAAUGGGUUUGACUAGAAGAGAUGUUCUGAUCUUAUCUCGCUGCACUGAACUGAUCGAAGAAUCCGAAUCGUGCAGCACUUUGCUGAAACUAACUCUUCCUAUUCUCAUACGAAAGUCAAAUUCACGCACCGACGAAGAAUCACUGAAACAAAUGGUUCUCACUGUUUCGAAUUUGCUUGAAAAAGUGGAACACCCAGAACGUCAUAUUCCGGAUAUCGCUCCCAUGUUCCAGAUAAUGUCAUCGGUUGAACCACGGAAAUUGUUGUGUCGGCUCUUAGACAGGAUCAGUAAGCGUGUUGGUGAAGAUGAACUUGUCACCAUGGUAAAAAUCGUGGAUGAAUUAAACGCCUGGAAUAGGAAGUUUAUUGAACAACCAGACUAUGAUCGACGAUUAGAAGCUUAUGCAGAAGUGGAGCGGUUACAGAAUGCAGGAAAACUAAACCUGAAUCUGGGUCUCAUCGUCAUAUACCAUUCGUUUUACUUUCUUCGAGACCAUACGAUGUGUGACACAGCCAGUCGUAAUUUACAGUCAAUGGUUCCUGCUUUAGUUCGUCAGUUAGAAAAACGACAAACCGACGUGGAUUACUUGAUUGGAAAUGUUAUCCUCAAUUUGAUUCGACGAAAUCUGAACGAUUCGAAUGAAAGUGUUUGGAGAGAAGGGAUUUUAUUGUUGGGUGAACUUGCCAGAGAAUGUCCAUCGGCGCAUCCUGUGCUCCAGGACUUACAUCAACUGACCAACAAGCAGGAUAGAGAAGUCGAUUUCUUCGACAAUAUCACACACAUCCAAUCACAUCGUCACGGAAAAGCUUUGCUCAAAUUUUGCUCGGUAGCGAAAACUUUUGAUCGCCCGCCAAACAUCAGGACAUUGACGCAAUUCAUUUUGCCAUUGGCAUCACAAUAUAUUUGUACCGAAAAGCAUGCAAGCAAACAUGGUAUUAUAACGUCAGCCAUCGAGACCAUUGGAGUCGUUUGCAGAUUGCUGCCGUGGUACCAGUACGAGAUGAUUUUGAAACAUUAUUUGAAGAAGAUGCGAACUAAUGCGGAUUUCCAGAAACAGUUGGUUCGAUUAGUUAUGGAAAUUCUCAACCAAUUCCACUUUGAUUUGUCAAUGGCAAAAAUCGCACCUAAAGACCUGGCCAAAGAUUUCAAGAAAGCGGAAGAGGAGCAAGUCGAGAAUGAGGUUGCGAAGGUGGCUAAAGAUGAUGAAGACACUGAAGAACUGGUGCUGGCUGCUGAAAAUCAGGACGACGAAGAAUUGAAUGAUAAGCUGUUAAUCGAACAAGAAGCAGACGAAAUCCAUGAAGUUGAUCCAAGUGCUGCUAAGAAACAGAAAAUUUCGAUUUUUGAUAAACAAAUUGUGUUGAGCCACAACGCAGCCAAACGGGUUGUACAAACGAUAACCACUGGACUAAUUCCAAGUCUUCACAAUUCCAUUACGACCAUGAGCACGUACGAAAGCUUUCACAAAUUAAAUAAGCUGAAGCGACGUUCCGAACGAGAAGAGGAAGAAAUAUUGCGAGUUCCGAUUGCCUUGGCUAUGGUAAAAUUGCUCCAAAAGCUCCCAGAGGGAAUGUUGGAACAUUCUUUACGUGGCAUUUUCAUCAAAGUCUGCAUGUUUCUCAAGUCACCUCUAAAAUCGGUUCGUUUGUUCACCCGGAACAUUUUGAAAAACAUCAUGCAAAAUGUGGGCACCAAAUAUCUUGGCCAAUUGAUGAAUCAAAUGACGUCAAUGUUGACUCGAGGCUUCCAAGUUCACGUUUUGACUGUCACAAUGUACGGAGUCUUGGACGUACUCAAGCAUAACUUUAAAGCAGGUGAAAUCGACGCUGUUCUGCAGAGUAUCCUGAGCGUUUGUCUUGAAGACAUUUUUGGACAGACCAGUGAAGAAAAGGAAGUUAAAAAAAUUGCUGGUCAUACCCCGGAGGCGAAGCCAAGUAACUGCAGUUUUCAGUCACUAAAUAUUGCUGCCGUCAACAUUAGCGAGUCAUGUAUGCUGGAUCUGUUGGUUCCACUAAAGAAUUACCUGUUGAAAUCACAGUCGAAAAAAGUGGUUACAAAAGUUCAAAGCUGUUGCCAAACGAUUGCUGCUGGCUUGGUGCAAAAUAAAAACAUUUCGUUGGAAUCACUGCUGAUGUUCAUCUACGGCACAGCAUCAGAAAGUAUCCCGGAUUUACUGCCAGGUCCAGCUAAACCAGUUCUCACGCAGUCUGAAAAAGAGAAGCAAAGCCGCAUCCGAACUGAUUGUCUCUUACUACCGGAACAACCUCGUGGACGAACAGGUGCUGUAACGAAAGCUGUUGUGACGAAUGUACGAGCCAACGCCCAUGUUAUGAUUGAAUUUGGCUUAUCGAUGCUGCAGAUAAUUUUGAAGCGUGGCAAAAUUAUGAAAAUCAAGUACGAGCCGUUUAUAAAUCCGAUUAUACCCGUAUUAUUGGACUCGUUGAACAGUGCACACAUUCUCGUCACGAUUUACUCGUUGAAGUGCUUAACCGAAAUGUGGAACAAAACAAUGGAAUUGCAGAAACUGAACGAGUUGACACCAGCAAUUGUUCAAGUUAUUUUCCAAAUUUUACACAAAUAUGCUACGCCCGGCAUGGCAACUGUAAACGAAAACUUUCGCUUGAUUAAAAAUGCUUUUGGAGCAAUGGUCGCCGUUAUUCGUAACAAUCAACAUUUCACCGUCACUGAGGAUCAGCUCAGAACGCUACUGGUGUACAUCGAUCAAAACAUUGGCGAUUCGUCGAAUCAGGUACAUGGCUUUACAAUGUUAAAGGUGGUGCUCGACAGACAGCUAGUUGUGGCUGAAAUUCACGAUAUCAUGCGAAGGAUAAGCGAAAUGGCAAUCACGUCGGAAUCGACAAUUACGAGAACAGAGGCUAAACGUUUGCUGAUCAACUAUUUAAUGAAUUAUCCGCUUGGCAAAAAGAUUGACGGAUAUUUCAACUUAUUCGUGUCAAAUCUAAACUACGAGACUAUGACUGGGCGAGAUGCAGCGAUUCAAAUACUACUCAAGAUAGUCAAUCGAUUUCCGCAAGACAUCGUGAACAAGAAAUCAUCUUUCCUGUUCGUUUGGCUCGGAACCAGAUUGGUCAACGAUGAGUCGCCGGAAUGCCGACAAUCUGCAGCCGCUUGCAUUGAGUCAUUAAUUGCAAAAUGUGAUGAAGUGCAUCAGGAUCAAUUGUUUGGCGUUGUGUUGGAAAUGUUGGGAGACAGUAAAAAUGCGCAUAUAGAAUUAGCGGCGAUGCUCUGCUCCCGGUUUAUUGCCGUUGAAAAGGCCAAGUUCGUUAAACGAAUCGAACAAGUGUUGCCCUUGUUAAUAGACACUCUGCCGUUGUCUAAACAUAAAGGACCCGGUCAAUAUGUGCUGUUGCGUAAUGCUGAUAAAAUUGAAUCGGACGAUGAACUCGAUGAAAACAAGGCUGAACUUAAGCAGAGUCAACGUGAACGUUCCAAAGAUCAUCAAAUUAUCCAGGUGACCAACACGAUAUUGAAAAUUUUGGAAAGCUAUCAGAGCAGCAUGCCCGGUUUCGCCGAAUGUAUCGACCAAUUGGCAUACGAAUCGCAGCAGUUGUUGGCAUACGAGCAUGUUUGGGUUCGGAUAAAUGCUGCCAAAAUUUUAGGUUUCAUUCUCGGCCAAAUCGAUGUGGCACAACUGAAAUUGGCAUUUUCGACCGAUAAUACAGAAGAACCAGAUCAACACUAUUUGUUCAAAAAUCCAUCCGCUGAAUUGAAGUCCUUAUGUUUGGAUUUAUGUGCGCAAUUGGUUCCUGAAGCAACAGACGAAGAUAUGGCUGAUGAGGCAGUGAAAAAUCUACUGUAUGUGGCAAAUAUGAUCAAGGACAUUUCACUGGAAAAGCAGGACGCAGUCGAAAACAAAACUAUUAAUCUGUAUUGGUUGAUGCGACGAAUGCGCUAUGUAGUACAUGCAGAAGUGGCAAAAACACCGCAUAUCACCGUUCUGAGAACUGCUGUCUUCCAUUGGAUCGAAGGUUUAAUUGAACUAUUACCAGAAAAUACGCUCAACGAACUAUCCAGCAGUUUGAUGGCUCCGCUGGUUCGUGAAAUGUCCGAAGAAGACAAAAACAUUGAUCCGAAAAUGAGACAAUUGGCACUGAAAGUCGGAAACAGUCUUAAGCAAAAGAUAGGCGAUGCUCAGUACCAGUUGUUGAAGACGCGCAUACUAACGAAAUUGAUGCUUCGAAGAGCUGAACGAAAGAAGCUUAAUGCUCAAAUAAAAGUUGACGAUCCAGUCAGAGCAAGUCUUCGGAAAAUAGGUGAAAGGACCAGAAAGAAGGAGGCGAAAAAACGUAAAAUGGAUGUACUGAAGGGUCGUGCUCUUCCAAAGAAGAAGAAGAAGAGAAAUUUGGGCGAAGAUGAUGAUUUGUUUUAAUUUGCUUAGAAAUUAUAUUUUACUGA